AUCACUGAGCUGCUGAGCGGAGAGGUUCCUAUAAGGUGUCAGGAUGUUGCUGUCUAUUUCUCCAUGGAUGAGUGGGAGUAUUUAGAAGAACACAAGGAUCUGUACAAGGACGUCAUGAUGGAGAAUCACCAGUCCCUCACAUCACUGGAUGGAUCCAGUCAGAGAAAUCCACCAGAGAGAUGUCCCAGUCCUCUAUAUUCCAAGGACUGUCCACAGGAAAAGCAGAAUGUCCCACUGGAUCAUCAAGAAAGUUCUGGUGGAACGACGAGUGAGCUCAAAAAACCCGGAUCAGUGUCCGUGAAUGGUGAAAAUGGGAUGAGAGUACACAAUAAGAAUCUUCAUUUAUCUUCCUAUGAUAAAGCAGAAGAUAACAAUACCACACAAGCUAAUUCAAUAACUCCUAACGUAACCUCAGUCCUUUACAGUGGAGAUCUAUCCACCGAUACUGAUGGUCACAAGAAACCUUCAUCUAAUCAAUUACUGACUGGCAAAACAAGAACUAAACAGAAGAGUGGAAAAAUAUUUUCACGUGGGAAACCUUUUAAGAAGAAAUCUAAUCUUUCUUUAUAUGAGAGAAAUUGCAGAGAUAAAAAGUCAUUUUCAUGCUCUGAAUGUGGAAAAUCUUUUACCAGGAAAGUUAUUCUAGUUGGACAUCAGAGAAAUCACACAGGGGAGAAGAGGUAUUCAUGUUCAGAAUGUGGGAAAUGUUUUAUGUGGAAAUGCUCUCGAAAGAAACAUCAGAGAACUCACACAAGAGCGAAGCCAUUUUCAUGUUCAGAAUGUCAGAAAUGUUUUAGUCAUAAAUCUGGUCUUGUGACACAUUUAAGAAUUCAUACAGGGGAGAAGCCAUUUUCAUGUUCAGAAUGUGGAAAAUGUUUUACCCGUCAAUCAAGUUUUAUUCGGCAUCAGAGUACUCACACUGGUGAGAAGCCAUUCUCAUGUAUUGAAUGUGAAAAGUGUUUUAGACAUAAAUCAGAUCUUGUUAAACAUCAGAGAAUUCAUACAGGAGAGAAGCCGUUUCUGUGUCCUGAAUGUGGAAAGUGUUUUAGACAUAAAUCAGAUCUUGUUAAACAUCAAAGAAUUCACACAGGAGAGAAGCCAUUUUCAUGCUCAGAAUGUGGGAAAUGUUUUUGUGAGAAAUCUGGUCUUUUGAAACAUCUAAGAAUCCACUUAGGACAGAAGACAUUUUCAUGUUCAGAAUGUGGGAAAUGUUUUAGUCUGAAAUCACAGCUUGUUGGACAUCAGAGAAGUCACACAGGGGAGAAGCCAUAUUCAUGUUCAGAAUGUGGGAAAUGUUUUAUGUGGAAAUGCUCUCAAAAGAAACAUGAGAGAACACACACAAGAGCGAAGCCAUUUUCAUGUUCAGAAUGUCAGAAAUGUUUUAGUCAGAAAUCUAAUCUUGUGAAACAUUUAAGAAUUCAUACAGGGGAGAAGCCAUUUUCAUGUUCAGAAUGUCUAAAAUGUUUUAGUCAUAAAUCUGGUCUUGUGACACAUUUAAGACUUCAUACAGGGGAGAAGCCAUUUUCAUGUCCUGAAUGUGGUAAAUGUUUUAGUCUGAAAUCACACCUUGUUGGACAUCAGAGAAGUCACACAGGGGAGAAGCCAUAUUCAUGUUCAGAAUGUGGGAAAUGUUUUAUGUGGAAAUGCUCUCAAAAGAAACAUGAGAGAACACACACAGGGGAGAAGCCAUUUUCAUGUUCAGAAUGUGGAAAAAGUUUUACCCGUCAAUCAAGUUUUAUUCGGCAUCGGAAAACUCACACAGGGGAGAAGCCAUUUUCAUGUCCUGAAUGUGGGAAAUGUUUUAAUGAGAAAUCAAAUCUUGUGAAACAUCUAAAAAUCCACUUAGGGGAGAAGCCAUUUUCAUGUUCAGAAUGUCAGAAAUGUUUUAGUCAAAAAUCUGUUCUUGUGAGACAUCAGAAAACUCACAUAGGGGAGAAGCCAUUUUCAUGUUCAGAUUGUGGAAAAUGUUUUACCCGUCAAUCAAGUUUUAUUCUACAUCAGAGAACUCACACUGGUGAGAAGCCAUUCUCAUGUAUUGAAUGUGGAAAGUGUUUUAGUCAUAAAUCUGAUCUUGUUAAACAUCAGAGAAUUCACACAGGAGAGAAGCCUUUUCUGUGUCCUGAUUGUGGAAAGUGUUUUCGCAUGAAAGCAAUGCUUGUAGUACAUCAAAGAAUUCACACAGGAGAGAAGCCAUUUUCAUGCUCAGAAUGUGGGAAAUCUUUUAGUGAGAAAUCUGGUCUUUUGAAACAUCUAAGAAUCCACUUAGGACAGAAGAAAUUUUCAUGUUCAGAAUGUGGGAUAUGUUUUAUCCUUCAAUCAAGUCUUAUUCGACAUCUGAAAUCUCACACAGGGGAGAAGUCUGACCUGUCUUCAAGAUAGGUCAUCAAUAUCAGAUUGGGGGGAGGGGAUUUGACACUCGAGACCCCCACCGAUCAGCUGUUGGACGAGGCCUCCUUGCAGCUUACAAAGCACAAUGCUUUCCAUGGAAUAGCGGAUGUGCUUGGUAUUGCAGCUUAGUCUCAUUCACUUCAAUAUCACCGAGCUGCUUCUAGGCCAUAUUAACGAUGAAUGAGACGGUUGGCGUAGAAAACAGCCAAAGGGCUUACCUGAACUGAUCGUCAGGGUUCCCUGGUGUUGUCAAUUGCUGCUAAAGGUGUUGUCAUCAUGGCCAUAACAGGUGACUGUCACAUCACAACCACUUAUACUGGAAGUGAUUUAUCAAUGGCUACUUGAAUUACAGAUAUGAUCUAUAGAGCUGAAGAUGUGGAGAACCCUACUAUCAGAAUAUUAUUUUUCAAACAAAUUGUUCAAGAGUGUUUAGUCUGAGAAAAAUAAGAAAAUCUCUACUAAAGGGGGUUAAGUACUGCUGUAGUAAAGAUUAUUUUUCAUCUCUGAUCUGUCAUUAAAUAUCUCAAGUUUUCUUAACAUGGAAUUUAAUUUACUGAGUUACAAGCUCCCACACCACAGAAUGGUCAAAUUCUAAGAUCCAUUAUUACUGCUAAUGUGCCUGAUUUUGUGGAUUGUUCACAAUUUUUAUAAGGAUUUACAUUUUUUAAUUCUGUCUCUUAAUAUUACCAAACUCAAUCCCUCAUUUCCAGUUCGCAGAACAGAUUAUAUGAACAAAAGUAUUUUGGUGUCCAUGAUGAAGG
This is a messenger RNA of Bufo bufo (common toad), 3149 nucleotides long. Its product is annotated as zinc finger protein 260-like. Gene Ontology annotation, biological process: regulation of cytokine production; negative regulation of transcription by RNA polymerase II; regulation of immune system process. NCBI's taxonomy places the organism in Eukaryota, Metazoa, Chordata, Amphibia, Anura, Bufonidae. The record is from RefSeq and is a predicted model, not a curated record. The transcript has 5 exons. Bases 64 to 2379 code for a protein of 771 amino acids.